UUUUCAGAUGCCGAGAAGUCAUGUAAUGCAUAUAAAUAUAAUGGAAGUUUAGGGGUGAGUAGACGUCCUGGCUCAGAGUCAGCAGUUAGUUCUGGAGGAUGCAAAGCUGGCAAUAAAAUGUGCGCAAGCGUGAAAAAAAUUGGUUUUCAGCCGAAAAUCAAGGCUUGUGAUAUAUGCUGCAGUGAAUCUGGUUUUUGCCGUGAUUGCUGCUGCAUCCUGUGCUGUGGGUGUGUUGAUUCUGCUCGUGGAGGAUUUAGCUUCAUUAGAUGCCAGGCAAUACUGGAGAAAGAUCUUUCAUGUGGGCAUGUUGCUCAUAUUGACUGUGCCCUUCGUGCUUAUAUGGCUGGCACUGUGGGAGGAAGCAUUGGUUUGGAUGCGGAGUAUUAUUGUAGAAGAUGUGAUAAUAAAACAGACCUUAUACAACAUGUCAUAAAGAUGAUGGAAAUUUGCAAAUCUUUUGAUUCCCCUGAUGAUAUUGAAAAGGUUCUGAAUUUGGGCUCUUGCAUUCUCUUUGGCUCGGAAAAAGUUAGAGCAAAGAAAUUGCGUUAUUCCAUCGGAACAAUCGUGUCAAAGCUUAACCUUGGAAUCAGUCUUACUGAUAUCUGGAAAGCAGAGAAUGACUUCUUAACAGUUUCCGCAGGUCAGUUUAGUCAGCCUUGACUUUUAGAUUCUAGCUCAGAUGCAUUGUUAUGCCUUACUAUUGUGAUGCAGAGUCCGGUAAAAUUUGACGAUAGUGUUUACAUUUUAUGCUGGCAAGUAUCCUUGUUGAGCUCUUAAGGACCUGCUAUUUGCAUCAGCUAGCGAGUAAU
This is a messenger RNA of Phalaenopsis equestris, 809 nucleotides long. Its product is annotated as protein OBERON 1-like. The transcript has 2 exons. NCBI's taxonomy places the organism in Eukaryota, Viridiplantae, Streptophyta, Magnoliopsida, Asparagales, Orchidaceae. The record is from RefSeq and is a predicted model, not a curated record. The annotation marks the transcript as partial.